This is a messenger RNA of Peromyscus maniculatus bairdii (prairie deer mouse), 2309 nucleotides long. The record is from RefSeq and is a predicted model, not a curated record. NCBI's taxonomy places the organism in Eukaryota, Metazoa, Chordata, Mammalia, Rodentia, Cricetidae.
AUGGUCCACCUGGACCAGUGUCUAGUGUCAGUGGAAGUGACUUCUCUAGCCCUAGGCUUUUUAAAAGAUCUUUUCUCCCUAGAAGAGGAAGAUGAAGAGGAUGCAGAAGAAACAGAAGAAGAAGAAGGAGGAGAAGGAGAGGAUGCAGCGGAAGUAGAAGAGGUAGAAAAUGUUCAGAUAGAGUCAUCGGGGGAAGAGGAACACUCAGAAAAAGCCUCAGAGCCCCCGCAGCUUGCCUCGGAGCUCCAGGCUGCCCCGGGGCCACUUCUUGCUUCCUCUCCAGAGCCACCUUCAUCCAUGCCACCUGCUGCAGAUGUCCUGGAGACACAGGGGGAGGUGGUGCCCAUUGGCUCUCAGCAGACCACACAGUCUGAAACUCCAGGCCCUUCAGCAGCGGAAACCGCGGAUCCCUUGUUUUACCCUAGUUGGUAUAAAGGCCAAAACCGGAAAAUCAUCUCCAACCCACCUUGCACCCCUGGGAGUGAAGGUCUGGGGCAAGUAGGGCCUCCUGCUGCUGAGGAUUCCAGCGUGCAGUCUGCAGAAGUGGCAGAAGCCGCAGCCAAUGAGCAGGCAGCAGUGAGUGGUAAGGAAUCUAGUUCACCUGCAGCUACCUCUCAGGAGUUAGCAAUCUGCCUAGCACUGCUGGCUUUUCUUAUUCUCCACUACAUCUGGAGUCAAAUUCAGUGCUUGAUUUUUGCUCUAAUGGGUAGGAAACAUUUUCUUUUCCGUUUACUAACACCUCAUGUAUUUUCUCUCAUAGUGUUCCUCUUCUUUAGUCCCAGAGAUGCUUUUCCCACAAGCCUUGAGGCUCAGUCAUCUAAAACCAUGUUCACUCAGGGCCACAAGUUCCCUCCCUACAGUACAGGUGCCCAUGCACCUUCCAAAGGGAACCCAUUCUAUGAUCUAUUCCUGCAUGGAGAACCUUGACCCAGAACAGUGACUCCGUGGGCAAUUAUUCAGUAAUCCAGUAGGCAUGGACCCUCCACUGGGGGAGCGCACCUGUACAAGGUGCUCUCAGCACUGUGAGGACUCUGCUCUUAUAGUAGAGGGAGUCAUAGCAAAGAGCCCAUUCGGGAACAUGCAGGGCUGCUGUGGGUUUGAGAACAGGAUUCCCUGUUUGCCCAAAGAGGCCCAGGAGGUAGCUGCUGUCGGGAAUGCUGUCUAGGGCAGCCUCUGCACUAGACUAUGACUAGGUUCUCUUUGGACCCUCAUUCUCUUCAGGGUCUUCCCCUGGAGGGGAAGUCUCUGAGACAAAGAUGCUACAGCAGAGCAGCCAUUAGAUACACUGAAUCAAGAGCUAGGCAUUAAUGUGCACAUAGCAACCAUAAGAAUCUGAAUCAGAGAAAAGCCACUAUUUUGUUCAACAGUCCCUGCCUUUUGUUUCAAGUUACAUUUCUCAUAGUUAAGCUAUGAGGUUUGCUUUGGGACUGACAUCUUACCUUUUGGGUAAUCUUUUGAAAGUUACCCAUUUAAUUAGCAAUAGUUGAAGCGCAUGAACUCAAGCCCAUGAACUUUUGGGUGAAGGGCCCUACUGGCCUGAACCCUUCCUCUCUUUCCCUUAGCCAAAAAGCAGUCCAGGAUCCCUGGUGCGAAAAGGCAGCAGCUAUUUCUGGCUCCCUGACCUCCCAUGAUAGGCCUCCUUUCUAUCUCAUUAGCCAUCUGCUCUGCAUUGGCUGUAGGAGCUCCGGGGGUACCAGCUGCGUCUAUCACCAUGUGAGCAGAAGCCCCACCCACCUUGUGUCUAACAGUCAGCUGUGACCUUGCGCACACUCAAAUAUCCUGAGCAUGCAUAUGGUGUUUCAGCUGCCUGGCUCCUCCUUCCACAUUAUUUGUGGUAAAACGGAAUCACAGGCAAUGGGUUCAGGGACAAAAAUAGGGAGAGAAAACAACAUGGUUAUUGGAAGCAGGACCUAACUGUGGAUCUGAAUAAUUGUCUGAAGAGUUCCAUUUACCUUCCAAGAAUGUGGGUUUGGAAGCUUGUCACCAUACCUCCUUACAAUAUCCUCUGAGGCUGUAAGGGAGUGUCCUGCUUCAUGGCUGCCAGUCACCAAGCUCAUGUCAUUGUAUGCUGACAUUCAUCUGCCUGUGUGGGGAGAUGGGCAUGAGGCAGGAAGGGUGGGGUUGGAUGCAGUGGAUUGUUACUUGUUGUUGCAAAGCACCUUGAUUGUGUGGUUUUGUGUUUGAGAAAAGCCAUUUUCACAUAGCAAAGCUAACCUGAUCAUAAUGGGAACCACUCUUUGUAGCUCGAGAGUUUCUCUCCAGCUCCCACCACACCCCGGCAGUCCCACAGCCCACUUAUAAAAUAAACA